Messenger RNA from Lepidothrix coronata (blue-crowned manakin), 693 nucleotides. RefSeq names its product glutathione peroxidase 2 (gene GPX2). The record is from RefSeq and is a predicted model, not a curated record. NCBI's taxonomy places the organism in Eukaryota, Metazoa, Chordata, Aves, Passeriformes, Pipridae. Gene Ontology annotation, molecular function: glutathione peroxidase activity. Gene Ontology annotation, biological process: response to oxidative stress. The transcript has 2 exons.
GGGGAGGCAGCCGAGCCCGCAGCCAUGACCAUCCCCAUCGCCAAGUCCUUCUACGACCUGAGCGCCACCUCCCUGCAGGGGGAAAAGGUGGAUUUCGGCGUUUUCCGGGGCCGCGUGGUCCUGAUUGAGAACGUGGCGUCGCUCUGAGGCACCACGGUGCGGGAUUACACCCAGCUCAACCAGCUCCAAGCCCGCUACCCUCGGCGGCUGGUCGUGCUGGGCUUCCCCUGUAACCAGUUUGGCUACCAGGAGAACGGCACCAACGAGGAGAUCCUCAACACCCUGAAGCACGUGCGGCCCGGGGGCGGCUUCGAGCCCAACUUCACCCUGUUCCAGAAGUGCCAGGUGAACGGCAGCGACACCCACCCCGUGUUCGCCUACCUCAAGGCUCACCUGCCCGCGCCAGCCGACGAGGCUGCACACCUGAUGGCCGAGCCCCGCUUCGUCACCUGGAGCCCCGUGCGGCGCUCCGACAUCUCCUGGAAUUUCGAGAAGUUCCUGGUGGGGCCCGAGGGGGAGCCGUUCCGGCGCUACAGCCCCCGCGUGCCCACGGCCCAGCUGGAGCCCGACAUCCAGCGCCUCCUCAAGCUGGCCAAGUAACCCCGGCUCUGGCACGGUCCCGGCUCCGAUGUGAUCCCAGCUCCGAGGUCACCCUGGGGUGGCCCCAACUCUCCGCAGGGUGACAGCCCCUUC